AAGGACUAACUUUCAAAUUUCUCAGAGGGUUUGGUAUGUUAAAUUUAAAAUGAAAAUAAUUGUAUUAUAUGAGAAAUUAGGAGAUGUUGUGGUUCAGCACUUCUGAAAAUCAGGCUGCUUAUUUACAUAUUUAACAAUGGACUUAAGAACUUCACUCCAGGUAUACAAGUUUUUUAAAAAUGUUGGUCUUGGUCCCUCCCUCCACUUUGUAAGAGUAUACUUGGUUGUAAUUUUGGGCUUUCACCCAUCGAUUCAAGACUUAACUGAAUUUUCAUCCUAAGUGAUGAGAUUUUUAAAGGGUUCUUCGAGUGCUUUUUUCAUUUGGAAGCCAUCCGCAUCUUGGGACUUAAAAUGGGGCUUACAAAGGUAAUGGAAUCACCAUUUGAGUGAUUCUUUGAAUUUUCACUUCACAAUCUUUUUCUGAAGAUUUGUUUCUGGUAACCGUUACAUUAACCUACAGUGUCUUGGAGACACUAAUGGCUGAUUCAAUCUAUAUAAUGUUCCAUAAGGAUAAGGUGGUCCUUCAUCCGGGUCCUACGGUCUUAUAAAAAUGGUCUCUUAUUUACACGUAAAUCAGUUCAUCAGUUUACCUAUACUUUGGUCCCCAAGCCUUGCUCAUAGCUAGAGGAGACUUAAGUUGAUGGUGUACCUCUAGUGCUUUGAUUUACUCUUCACAGGAAGCUUGGUCUUUGUAAUUAGGCAAGCUGAAACUUUUGCCCAGUGAUAAACAUUUUCUUAUAAUUAUUUAGUCUUGGGCUUCUAGUGUUAACAUACAGCUAAUGCUAAAUCUUAUGAAACAUGCAAAUCCAAGCGUUAGAGUGUCUUGGUUUACUUUUUGUGUGUGGGUGUCUGACUUAACGUGUACUUGCAGUGGUGCUUCUUGUCAAACUGUUCUAAUUAACUAGUAUACAAAACAUAGAUUAUAGUUCAUUAAUAUGAUCAUGUCUCCCUUUCUUUGAAUCCCUUGUUUCCCACUCCUUCACCACAUAAGUGUCUAGUUUCUUCUUUACAUUCAAGAUCCUGACUAAUGCCAAUUUCUAAUGCUUAACUGUCCUUGUCUUUUUCAUAUUGCCACAGUCCUUUCCACUUCACCAGUAAUAUUAUUUUCCACCUCUAUCUUUUUCUCCCACCCUGCUCAACUCCAUGUGGAACCCCUCUUGGAGCUGAUAUGUAAAGCACUGCCCUCUCCAUAUUCAUAUUCCUACCAUGAUGCUGUCAAGCAAUUAAUUAACUAAUGAUGAGGUGGAAGGGUAACUGGGGACAGCAAAACACCAUUGACCACUUAGAGUAGGAGAAAAAGGUACAAACAACUUCUCUCUUGUUGCCUGAAGGGUCUUGGGGAAAGACAGUGCCUUUCUUUGUUUGUACAGCACCUAGCACAUUGUUGGAGCUACAGGAAAAAUAGUAGGAGUAGAUGGCUGAAUAGUGGGCAAUGGCAAUUGGUGGCUUUCACCUCUUCAGAUCUAGCUCAGGGUAGUAGUGACUGAGCCAUUACCAUCUUGAAGGCUGGCUGGUUGACUACAUGAAAGAGUUUGGUGCAUCUUGUCCUUGGGGAAAUGGAACAGGUGUCCUCAUUGCAUAAACCACCAUCACAAAGUUUGGUCUCUGCAGAAAGCACUCUGAUACAGGGGAGGAGGUGCUGAGGAUGUGCGUGGCAGUGCGGAAGAAGCUACAGCUGUAUUUCUGGAAGGACAGGGAGUUCUAUGAGCUACAGGGGGACUUCAGUGUGCCGGAUGUGCCCAAGUCUAUGGCAUGGUGUGAAAAUUCUAUCUGUGUAGGUUUCAAGAGAGACUAUUAUCUGAUAAGGGUGGAUGGAAAAGGGUCCAUCAAAGAACUGUUCCCCACAGGGAAGCAGCUUGAACCAUUGGUGGCUCCCUUAGCAGAUGGAAAAGUUGCAGUUGGUCAAGAUGAUCUAACAGUAGUACUUAACGAAGAAGGGAUUUGUACUCAGAAAGGUGCCUUGAAUUGGACAGACAUUCCCAUAGCUAUGGAACAUCAGCCUCCAUACAUCAUUGCGGUGCUACCAAGGUAUGUGGAGAUUCGCACUUUUGAACCCCGGCUGCUGGUGCAGAGUAUUGAGCUGCAAAGACCACGCUUCAUCACCUCCGGAGGUACGAAUAUUGUGUAUGUGGCCAGCAAUCAUUUUGUUUGGCGUCUCCUUCCAGUCUCCAUAGCAACCCAGAUCCAGCAGCUUCUCCAAGACAAGCAGUUUGAAUUGGCUCUGCAGUUGGCGGAAAUGAAAGAUGAUUCAGAUAGUGAAAAGCAACAACAGAUUCAUCACAUUAAGAACCUUUAUGCCUUUAACCUCUUCUGCCAGAAGCGCUUCGAUGAAUCCAUGCAGGUUUUUGCCAAGCUUGGUACAGAUCCCACUCAUGUGAUGGGUCUGUAUCCUGACUUGCUGCCCACUGAUUACAGGAAACAGUUGCAGUAUCCUAAUCCUCUGCCUGUGCUCUCUGGGGCUGAGCUGGAGAAAGCACACUUAGCACUCAUAGACUAUCUAACUCAGAAAAGAAGUCAGCUGGUAAAGAAGUUAAAUGACUCAGACCACCAGUCCAGCACCUCACCCCUCAUGGAAGGAACACCCACCAUCAAAUCCAAAAAGAAGUUGCUCCAAAUCAUUGACACCACCUUGCUCAAGUGUUACCUACAUACAAAUGUAGCUCUGGUAGCACCGUUGCUACGUCUGGAGAACAAUCACUGCCACAUAGAAGAGAGUGAGCAUGUACUGAAGAAGGCACACAAGUACAGUGAGCUGAUAAUACUGUAUGAGAAGAAAGGGCUGCAUGAAAAAGCUCUGCAGGUGCUAGUGGAUCAAUCAAAGAAAGCCAACUCGCCUUUGAAGGGCCAUGAAAGGACAGUGCAGUAUCUACAGCAUUUGGGCACAGAAAACUUGCACUUGGUGUUCCUCUAUUCCACGUGGGUGCUCAGAGACUUUCCUGAUGAUGGUUUGAAGAUAUUUACAGAAGACCUUCCUGAAGUAGAAUCCUUGCCACGAGACAAAGUACUCAACUUCUUGAUAGAAAGCUUUAAAAGCCUGGCCAUCCCUUAUCUGGAACACAUCAUCCAUGUUUGGGAGGAGACGGGCUCAGAAUUCCACAAUUGUCUGAUCCAGCUGUACUGUGAGAAGGUGCAGGGAUUAAUGAAGGAAUAUCUCAGCUCCUUCCCUGCAGAUAAAAUUCCAGUGCCUGCUGGAGAGGAGGAAGGAGACCUGGGGGAGUAUCGGAGAAAGCUGCUCUGUUUUCUUGAGAUUUCUAGCUGCUAUGAACCUAGUCGUCUCAUCAGUGAUUUCCCCUUUGAUGGCCUCCUAGAAGAACGUGCCCUGCUGUUGGGUCGUAUGGGGAAGCAUGAACAAGCCCUCAUUAUUUAUGUCCACAUUCUGAAGGAUACCAAAAUGGCUGAAAUGUACUGCCAUAAACACUAUGACAGAAGCAAAGAUGGCAACAAAGAUGUGUAUCUGUCUCUGCUCCGGAUGUAUCUAUCCCCACCUAGUGUUCAUUGCCUGGGGCCAAUCAAGAUGGAACUGUUGGAGCCUCAAGCCAAUCUCCAGGCUGCCCUGCAGGUUUUAGAAUUGCACCACAGCAAAUUAGAUACUACCAAGGCUAUAAACCUGCUCCCAGCAAAUACUCAAAUUAGUGAGAUUCGAAUCUUCCUAGAAAAAGUCCUUGAAGAAAAUGCCCAGAAGAAGCGAUUCAACCAAGUACUCAAAAAUCUUCUCCAUGCAGAAUUCCUGAGGGUUCAGGAGGAGAGGAUUUUGCAUCAGCAGGUGAAGUGUAUCAUCACAGAGGAAAAAGUGUGCACUGUGUGUAAAAAGAAGAUAGGAAACAGUGCAUUUGCCCGAUACCCUAAUGCAGUAGUUGUGCACUACUUCUGCUCCAAAGAAGUCAGUACGGCAGACACCUGAAACAUGUUGCCAUACAGUAGAUGGACUGCAUUAGCCACAACACUCGCAUGAAAUACAGAAGUGAAGACUUGUUUGGGAAAAUUGAUGCUCUGGAGUUUUGAGGCAUGUUGCUAGGAACAUCUUACAAAUAGCUUGUACCCAGCGUCUCUCUGGAAUGACUCUACCUACAACUUGGCAGUACUGACUUAUUCGAAAAUUGACUUUUUAGCUGUUAAAUUGCUGGCAACUAUAUAUACCUCUUAACACACCAAGAUGAGGAAGAAUGGAAAAUUGAUCAGCAAUGAGCUUGUAUUGCACUCCAAACCUUGCAGCCUAGUUUCUGAACACUUCUAUGGUGUUUACCAAUGAGGGCAUGUUUUAAAGU
Molecule: messenger RNA, 4265 nt
Organism: Chrysemys picta bellii (western painted turtle)
Lineage: Eukaryota; Metazoa; Chordata; Testudines; Emydidae
Source: RefSeq, a predicted model, not a curated record